Messenger RNA from Hibiscus syriacus, 923 nucleotides. RefSeq lists its product as uncharacterized. Bases 87 to 851 code for a protein of 254 amino acids. The transcript has a single exon. The record is from RefSeq and is a predicted model, not a curated record. Lineage: Eukaryota; Viridiplantae; Streptophyta; Magnoliopsida; Malvales; Malvaceae.
UCUUGUCGUAUUCCUUUCACGGUGUCUUUUUUACACGUCACUUUCCUUCCACACAAACUAAUGGGAGAAGAGGACUCUCUUUUACCAUGGAACGCAGCCGCCACGAAUCUCCGAUGAACAACCCCUCCCGAUCCACCCCCGCCAUGGAAUUAACAGGACCUUCCCGUUUCAGCCACCCUAAAUCGCCAUCUACAGACAGAUUCCUCGGUGUCUACCCCCACGCGCCUGCAUCUGACCACCCUUCAUCCUCUUCCGCCGUCGGGGAAGAGCUCAACGAAGAUGACAUCUUCUUCUCCGAAAACUCCGAUGGUUACAAUUCCUCCGGCGGCCUCCAUAAUUCUCUCCAGAGAACAUCUCUGUCCUCCCCCCUUAACCAUAAAUCAUUUCCUCUAUCCGAGAACUUUGGAAUCCUGGCCGCCGUACGGGAUUCGUCCCGCCCGAGCUCCCACUUCUUUAAAAAGCCCUCGAUUUCGUCUUCACCGUCGUCUUCCUCCUCUGCCACUUCAGCAACUUCAUCCACUUAUCGUUUAAUCCCUUCAGUUCCGAAACCGCCACAAGAGCGAGUCCCGAUCGGCGCGACUUCUUUAGGGAUUUAUCAUCAAUCGGCGCCGGUUAACGUGCCUAUUCUGGCGAAAACGACGAGAACAAACAGGGAGUUGGAAGAUGAUUUAGAGUUGGACGUGGAGGAAGAAGGGGAAAUGUUGCCGCCGCAUGAGAUUGUAGCCAGGAGCUUGGCGCAGUCCCCUAUGUUGGCUUGUUCGGUGCUCGAAGGCGUGGGAAGAACCCUAAAAGGAAGGGAUCUUAGGAAAGUAAGGAAUGCUAUUUGGAGACAAACUGGGUUUCUUGAUUAAUUGUGGAAGGUAUUUGAUUUUGAUUUCCUUAUUCUGUUUCUGUUUUAGUGUUCUGAUUAUUGACUGUUGAAU